AAUCAAAUGCGGGUCGGGGCUGCAUUCCAGGACAUCCCCUUUCCAGAGACUCCCUGUCAUUGGUCUUGGUACACUACCUCAGGCAGUUGGUGAUGCGAUGGCGAUAAUGCACUGGCCAGUAACUCACUCCUUCCUUGCGGAUACUUUGUUGUAAGCUCUUCGCAAGAGCUACCCAUGGCAUUUGAUUUCAAGCUCAGUCAGAGGAGCCUUCCCAAAGUAACACAAACUCUCAGCUUGUUCCUGUACCUGGGCACCUUAUCAGCUUACCUAAGGCACUUACUCUGCAUCAGUGGAUGUUUUCUUACCUGCCUUGUAGCUAUAGUACCUUGAGUACUAAUCUAAUUACCUACCUACCAAGGAAGUCUUUUUCAUCACGCAUCAGUCAAGAUUGACCAUCUUCGUCUUGUCACACCAUCUAUAUCCGAUCCCAUCCCUACCUUACGUCACUUACUUACAUCAUGCCCAACAGUAUCUUUGGUGCCUGGCAGGCGAAGCUCAAGAAAAAGGUCCGACCUCAACCUCGGCCUCAGCCUCAGCCUCCGAUUCCGCUUCUGUUUCCUGAGCUUGCCAAGCCUCAUAACAAGAUUAGCAGCUAGAGACUGCCACUGAAUCGCCGCCGGGCUCGUCUCGAUAGAUCUGAAGAAACCAAUUCUAGUGGGCCUAGCGAGGAUACGUCAACGCGGCGCAGAAGUCAAAGAUCAAAUUCUCAGAAUUCGUCGUAUUCUCAUCUUGUGCGUUGGCUGAAACCAAAACGACGGAAGACUGCUUCCUCUUCGAUAAACUUCGAGAAAAUUUCAGUAUCUGAAGUCCCAGGGCUGCCUCAUCUCCUUAACACAGCGGAAGAUCUCAGCAGCGCAUUUCAAUACUCCAGAGAGAGAUGGACUCGCAAUGGGAGUUCCUCGAGUAACCAUACACUAUUUCCAAUCGGGUCGCGCGUCCAUGUCUCUGAAGUAUCCAAGCCGUUCCUGCAGGACACUGAAUUUGCGCCCCCUUCAGCAGCCAUCGACAAAGGUCCACCUCAGCUAGAUCCGCUUCCUGGCAUGUCUAGCUGUAGCCUGGAAAGAUCAUCUACUUUACGAGCUUGCAUAGAAGCAGCACCGGAUGAUAAGAGUUUGGAAGACAAAUCGCUGCGCUCCACCACUGAGUUUGAACGCAUCACAACUCAUCCCAAAGCCUCGACAGCACUUACUCUACAACCUGUAGGGCGUAAGACACUAUCCAUCACAAGGCCCUUGCCCUCUUGCGAUUUGGUUGCUCCUGCGACACUCGUCGGUUCCCUUGGCGGGUUUAACAAAUCUGGAGGCCAUAGCCACCCGCAAAUAGGUCGGAUUUCGUCAAACUGGACUCAGGGUAAUUCGGACAAACCACCAUCGAUGCAAGAUCAUCUCACGCAAGAGUCUGGUCAGUUCUCGCCAUCGCGGUGUACCUCGGCCACCACGUUUCAACCGCCCACAAAUGUACUUGAGAGAUCUUAUUUGACUAUCAAAGAAGGCGAUCAACCGUCAGCCACGGAUUCAUCAACGUCGAAUACGCAAUCGCAGCUCUCAGAUCGAUCAUCCAGCCAAGGUAGUAGGUCAAUGUAUCCUAUAGUGGCCUCGGAUCUCUAUCUUGAUUCGUUGUCUUGAUUCGAACUUAAGUGAAGUUGCUGGGCUUGAUUGCCCUCAGGGUAUUUAAUGUUUAAGAUGGACCUAAGAAGUAGUCAUAAAGCUGGCUAUAGAAUAGAAGGUAUUCAACUAGCAGCAGAGGCUGACUACCUUUGUUACCUAUUCUUAAUCGAGACUAAAAUAGAGCAGAAUGACCAUGGGAGAGUAACCCUCCACGUUCAAGCUUGUGAUGGCGUGGAUAUGACAAACAUUCAACAGGACCAAGGUUUCAAUUGUGUAAGUGAUGUAUUGUACAUGCAGAGAAAUGCCAUCGCC
This is a messenger RNA of Fusarium verticillioides 7600, 1919 nucleotides long. RefSeq lists its product as hypothetical. The record is from RefSeq and is a predicted model, not a curated record. The transcript has 2 exons. Lineage: Eukaryota; Fungi; Ascomycota; Sordariomycetes; Hypocreales; Nectriaceae. The coding region runs from base 1041 to 1625 and encodes 194 amino acids.